UUCAGUUGAGAUCAGACCGCUCAGCUGAUCACACCUGCUGGAACUAACACCUGUCUUUUCCUGGACCCGGUCCUCCUCCUGCAGGCUUUGGGUUCGGUGAUGUAUCACCGGGUUCUGCUGGCUGCCUCUCUGCUGUCUGCGUGCUCAGGAGAAACCUCUGCGAAUGGUCCAACAGAGACCGUCUACGCCUUCGCUGGCGAGGAUGUUGUUCUUCCCUGCAGUUUCAACAUCACUUCGAGCGACGACUUUCCAACGGUGGAGUGGUCCAAGGAGGGCCUGCAGCCGAACGUCAUCUUCUUGUACCGGGACGGCUGUGAGACUUACGAGAUGAAGCACCCGGCCUUCCACUACCGGACGAGCUUCAUCACCAAAGAAAUGAAGAACAGGAAUAUCUCCUUAAGGAUCUCUAAUGUCCAGCUGUCUGAUGCAGGGAAAUACCGAUGCAUGAGGCUCUGGAAGAAUGCCCCACGGGACAUUACGACCGUGGAGCUUGUUGUGGGUGCUGUCUCUGAGCCAAAACUCUCAAUGGUGCCAGCUGAGAGUGGAGGAGUGACGCUUCUCUGUGAGGCCACCUGCUGGCUGCCGGAGCCCGAGAUCAAGUUCCUGGACCAUCAGGGAAACAACAUCACUGCUGAUAACCCGAGCAGACGUCAGGACGGCAGUGGGUGUUACACUGUGACACGAAGAGUGACUCUCCAGGAUGCUACCCACAGGGUCACCUGCAGCGUUCACCAGCCGGAGAUCAACCAGACCAGAGUCGCACAGAUACACAUACCAGUUGACUGCAUGCAGCCCUGUUCUCUAUCCACUGGCAUCGCUGUUGGAGAAGCCGUAUUACUCCUGUUAGCGUUGACAUGUGGCUUAACUGUCUUGGUAAAGACGAGAUGCAGAAAAUCUGGAAAGGGACCAACUUUCCCGAUGAGUAGGCAGACGUCGGAGCAGAGUACAGUGAGUACCCCGAAUGGUUCCUGUGAACAUCAACCCUUCCUGCAGACUGUCAGGGUUGACAGCGACGAAACUGGGAAGCUGAAACGAGAGAUUGCUGACCUCAAGUCAAAGCUUCGUGAGAAGGAAGAGACCAUCCACCGCCUACAGAACAACAACCCUCCUAUAAGUCCUGUUGUCCAGCUUGGCUCACCAACUAUGUUCUUCAGUCUUGGAGCUUCAGCCAACAGCAACCGCCCCGAACCUGGAAACGUACCACAGACUCGGGGUCCAAAACCUCGCCUCUCACAACAAAACAGUGUCCAGGAACCUGACCGGCCGAAGCAACGGAACCGAAUCAAGAGCAGCCCUGCUAUAUUCGUGUUUGAUGAGGCUGUGCCUUCCUCAUCCAACGCUUCAAAGAAAAAGCUUGGACGUUGCAAUAGUGACCGCGUUGCUUGUCCUGAUCCGAAAGUUCCCAAGACUCAGCGUCGACAUUCCUCGUCGUCAAGCUACAAUCACCGCUACACACCUCUGGCAGGCUUACCCGAGGAAACCGAGCUGUUAAUAUCACUAGAGAAGAGCACACCGUUUGUUACAAAGAUGUGAAAGUUUACGUCUGGGAUUUUUCUUUUCUUAACAACGACAAAAAAAAAUAUCUGCACAGCCAAAUGCUUGUAGCAGUGAGUAAUGAACAAAUCUGAUAAAUUCUUGUAUUACAUAAGCUCAGCAUCAUUGUCAAUGUCUAACAUCAAAGUUUUUAUUCUUCAUUUUAAUUAUUCAACUUCGGAGGUGCUAGUGGACAGAUUUGUUGGCUUUGGACAGAGCCAAGCUAGCUGUUUGCCCAUUUUUCUAGUCCUUAUGCUAAGCUAAGCUAACUCGGUGCUACCUCCAGCUACAUAUUUAAUAGUACAGACAAUAUUUUUCUUCAAGCAUAGCAAGAGAUUUUUAAAAAAUGUUUUGUUUUUUGCUUUUUUUAAAUCUUAUUUUCUCUGACUUUUCAAAUUGUCGUUCCGACUUGACUUGGCACGUGAAGUAGUUGUACACAGACACAAACAAGUCAGCACUUCAGUAUUUGAUGUGUAGCUCAUGAUUAGCCUGCUAACCCGCUACGUCAUACUAGAUUCAUAAAAUACUAAAAGAUUACAGCACAGUUUUCAGGACAAUUAAUUCACUACAUAAAAUAACUUUUUACAGGAUAACCACUGGAACAAAUCAUUUGCGGAUUUAACGAAUGUUCACUUAAGUCGUGUUAGCAGAACAAGGCUAACUGGGCUUUAGCUACAACCUAGAAUCUAAAAUGGGUACAGCUGAUUUCAGAGCAGCUCUUUAAACUGUCAGUAAUGAUGCACUUGUGUCUUUUAUUUGAAUUACAGCCAGGAUGGAGGGCAUAUAGGGUUUGUGGGUUUGUGUUCCGGGAAACCUUUUAAAUUUUUAACAGAUUUAUUUGUUCAUGUCUGUGCAAAAAUAUCUGCAGAAUUUCAGUAAAUCUCUUCAUGUGUUGACCACAUGAGCUUUUAUUUAAGUUAUGAAUGUAUAUUGCAAUGCGAUACAAUAAGAUUUGACGCCUGGGGUUGGGAGACUUUUUAUUUAAAAUUGCUUUGUAUUUGUGAUAAAGUUUUAAUUCUUUAUUUAAUCUUUGUUAUUUGUCAUAUUAAUUCUGUAAAUAUGACUUUGAUUAUUAUAUGUUUUUCUAAAUCUCUCAUUUUUUAUGUUCACUACAUGAAAUAAAGCACUCUCACUUUUUUUUAAAAGAU
Acanthopagrus latus (yellowfin seabream) is the source of this 2681-nucleotide messenger RNA. RefSeq names its product butyrophilin subfamily 3 member A2-like. The coding region runs from base 100 to 1533 and encodes 477 amino acids. The record is from RefSeq and is a predicted model, not a curated record. The transcript is spliced from 6 exons. NCBI's taxonomy places the organism in Eukaryota, Metazoa, Chordata, Actinopteri, Spariformes, Sparidae.